Cyprinus carpio (common carp) is the source of this 3344-nucleotide messenger RNA. Its product is annotated as Krueppel-like factor 3. Gene Ontology annotation, molecular function: RNA polymerase II cis-regulatory region sequence-specific DNA binding; DNA-binding transcription factor activity, RNA polymerase II-specific. Lineage: Eukaryota; Metazoa; Chordata; Actinopteri; Cypriniformes; Cyprinidae. Gene Ontology annotation, biological process: regulation of transcription by RNA polymerase II. The record is from RefSeq and is a predicted model, not a curated record.
AUAGACGCUCAAUGCACUCAUGACACUUUAAACACUUGGACAACUUGUUUCGUAACUCUCAGUGAAGUUUUUUUCGGCGUCAGCCUAAAGUGUCAUUUGGAUGUGUUUUAUGCCAUUGUGAUCCGGGUUGUUGCUGUCGUCUGCGGUCCUUCAUAACGGAGAACUUUUGCCUUGAGGAAUAUUUACUGACAAAAUUCCAGCCAUGCUCAGGUGUGACCCAAUAAAGCCAGACAUGUCAUUUUACCCGACUUACCUGAUUAAACCUACACCUGAGGCAUUUGAAGUCGUAAUGCCAUCUUCUAUGGUCCCUACUUCCACAGCUCAACUAUACUCUCCUUACUACCCCCAAGCACAUUACACCUACGUGAGCCCCCCUCACACACACCCUCAGUCCCAGGAUUUCCAUCAGUCCCAGACUGAACCUGUCGACUUGACCACCAAAAGAUCCUCCGUUUCGUCGCCUUCCUCAUCUCUGGCAUCAUCAUCACCCAGAGCCACUCCCCCAUCCCCUUUUGAUUACUCCAGUCCUGUGUCACGUCCUCGCCCUGGCUCCAGCAACGGCUCUGUAACAGGAAGCACUCAGACAAGGCAGCUGACCCCACCACUGGCCCUUCCCAUUGCUCCGGUUUUAACACCUAUUGUACCAGUAUUUUCUAUGCUGCAGCCGUUAUCUGUGCUCUACCCUUCUGCCCUACACCUGUCUCCCUCCAUCAUGAUAUCACCUGUCACACCUGAGGAUCCUACUAACCACAAACAGUUCCCUAUAAUGCAGUCAGAGAAUCCUCCAGACAACCAUGAGCUCCUCAAGCCAAUCAAAUCUGAUCCCUACCCUGAACACGCUCAGGAUUCCCACAGCCAGGAAAUAACCUCACCUGUCAUUACUGUCCCACCGAGUUAUGAGGAAAACACACACUCUGUGAUUGUACGUCGAAAGGUAGAGUCUCCAGAUCCACUGAAGAAGCGUCGAAUUCAUCGCUGUGACUUCAAUGGCUGCAAUAAAGUCUAUACCAAAAGCUCCCACCUGAAAGCUCACAGACGCACACAUACAGGAGAGAAGCCUUACAAGUGCAUGUGGGAAGGCUGUACGUGGAAGUUCGCCCGCUCUGAUGAGCUGACCCGUCACUUUCGGAAGCACACGGGUAUAAAGCCAUUCCAGUGCCCUGACUGUGAUCGCACCUUCUCCCGCUCCGAUCACCUGGCCUUGCACAAGAAGCGCCACCUGCUGAUGUGAACUCAAUACUGCAACGUGACCGGAGCAGAAAUUGCACCUUUGAUUAAUCCAUUGCUCAACAGGAGCUUCAUCUUCAGUGAUGUUAUGGGCCGUUUUGUGUUUCCUGUCCCCUUUCUGUUCAGGAAACGGAGUGGAGUUGAUGGAUAUUAUGAUGGCUAGCUCGUACUUCAUGAAAACAGUUUUUGUCCAAGUGGAUUUCGUCACCAUUACUAUGGAUUCGGACAAACGUUGAUAGUGCUGUGGAAAGACCCUUUUAUAGGCAAAAUUGAAUGCCAUUCAAAUUCAUGACAAUAGGCACCUUUAAGUAUUUUCUUGAUACCAAGCACUCUCUCUCUCUCCCUUCUCUUCCGUCUCUCUUUUCAGGUCUCUCUACCAUUCUGUUUUACCCCUCUGCUGGUCAGAGGGCUCAUUGUGCCAGUUACAGCACUACACAAACAAGCAAAAUACAUUUACAGUAUAUCAGUAGCUAGUCACACACAUAUACCAACACACACACAGUUUCACACUUUAAAUGUUGUUUUAAGAUGCAACUCGGGUCAAACCUGCAGAAUGUGAAUUUUUCUCUUUUUUUAUAUUAUUCAGAAAAAUGAAUGUGUAUACACAGGUCCUGUAUAUGUAUUCAGCAUGUGUGUUUCAUGUUUCAGUGUAAGGACCGAGGCUGAUUGUCUUACGCCUUCAUAUGUUUCCUGAGAUCGUUUGGUUGGGUCAGUUAAGGCCCGUUCACACCAAGAACCCACGAUAACAUGCUGUUUAUUAUAAGCACGCGCUGCAGUUUUGUCAUCUGCCACUUUAAAUGCUCAAGCCCUUUAAAGCAGAAUGGAUUCUGUUUGGCUGCCAAUGCUUUCAUCAUUCAGAUGCUGGAAGAAAUCAUGGUGAAAACGAUUCCAACGAUAUGGCUCCUCUGUGUCGUUAUCGUUAUAGUUGUGGACUCUGCUAUUCUUAUACAUUUAGAACUAUUUUUAAAAAACUAUAUUGUUAUAGUUAUCGUCCUUGGUGUGAAUGAGCCUUAAGGAGUUCAGUUUUGACAAAACGUUUUUGGUUCCAAAAGUAGCUUCCGAGCAACUGACCUAUUAUUUACUUAGUGAAACAUUGGCAUGUUUUAUUAAUUGUAAUCAUGAAUUAAUAGUGUAGUUUAUUACCGUAAGUACUAUGUACUGUGUAAGUUCUUGCAACUAUGCACAUGCACAAUUUACGAUUUAGUAAUGAAAUUAUAAUUAUGAUUUUACCCUACAUACCUGUUAAAAAUACAAGUAGAAAAUAAGUUCAAAAUAAUGGCGUCUUAAAGCAAUAGGCAGGUCUGAAAAUUGAACGCUUGGUCAUCCAACACAUACAUGUUAGUUGCAAGGACUUAUAGCAAGCUUUAUUUUGCUUAAUCUCACCAUUAUUCAUAUUUGAAUAAUUUCUGUAAUCAUGAAUAUUCAUAUAAUCCUAAAUAUUUUGUUGUGUCUUGUUGUAUUUUAUCAAAUCCAGUGUCCGAGGCUCAAAAGGGUAAACUAUUAUUUCACUGAGGGAUGUUUAGGUGGAGAAAUGUGAUAAAUGUGAACCAUUCAAUAAGGGGCAUUAUUUUAUUAGAGUGUGUUCAUCUAGGUUAUGGGUAACAUUGUCUUACUGCUAACACUUUGUUUGUGAGAUAUUUGUUAAACACGUGAGAUAGUCAUGGAUAUAUGCUGGGACGAGUGUACUUUUUGUUUUUCUGUUUGUAGGUUUUGCAAAUAAUUUUUACGUGAGCAGAUGUUUGUUAAGGGCAAUCUGUAAACGGAAACAGUGCACUUUAAAAAUAGAUUUGAAAUGGCAAAUAUCUGUAAAUGGGGGUCCAUGAAUGGCUUUGAGCUUUGUGCUGUACAUUAUCUCCGUUUUUUUUUUUUUUUGUCUUUCUUAGUUUAACAGUUUGUAACAGACCCGUUCCUGUUUUUCUCUUCACAACUGAAGGACAAUUUUGAAGGAGGAAAAGAACAAGGGGGAGCUUACAUAAGAAAGUAAAAUAGUCCUUUAUGAAACGAUUGAUAUGAGUCAAAGAAAGAAUUACAGAGAAAAAGGAUGAAGCAUAUGUUUCUUGGUCUAAUGUAUAAACCUACACAUCACAGGAAUGAACUAAUCAGAUAGGAUAAUGGAG